Kalmanozyma brasiliensis GHG001 is the source of this 432-nucleotide messenger RNA. RefSeq lists its product as uncharacterized. The transcript has a single exon. Lineage: Eukaryota; Fungi; Basidiomycota; Ustilaginomycetes; Ustilaginales. The record is from RefSeq and is a predicted model, not a curated record. The coding region runs from base 1 to 432 and encodes 143 amino acids.
AUGAAAAUUCAAGCCGCACUCUCGAUCAUUCCUGCCGUCUUCAUCCUGGCAAGCACGGCCCUCGCCGGUUGGCUCACCCCAAUUUCCGGCCGAAGCUACGCCGAUUACUGCCAGCCAAACGGUGCGCAGCUGUUCUCGCCGCACGCGUGCGUCCGCGUUUCCCCGAGCUACUUCUCUACGAUCUUAAACAACACCCUCGCUGACGGCUACGUUGCCCCGGACAAGAGAGGCUUUGUCGUCAUCCCGCACGACGGCCUUGAGCCGGCAACUUGGUUCACCAAGAAAGCCAACGUCACGGUCACCUUCAAGCCCACAGAGAACGACAAGGUGUGCGCUACAGUGAUCAUUACACCUCUUGGCGAGCUUGCGGGGUGGGACUGGAUUCGGAACGUGUGUGGCGCGUUUCCAUUGGUGUUGGGCAACUGGCCUUGA